AUGUUUCAUAAUUGUGAAAACGAACAUUUCGACCAUGGACACAAUCACAACCAUGAUCAUUCCCCAGUAAUUGAAACAAACCCACAUCAAUCUUUAUAUAGAUACAUAGACACAAACAAAAUACGUUGUCUAAACCUAAUACCAAGCGACACUUCAGACACACAACCAAUAUAUAAAUUCUUUCUAAAGACUCAAGAUGAAGAUGAACAAAACGAUAUAACAAGAUAUAUUCAAAGUGACACAGAUUGUCAAUCAAUAAUCCAUAUCCCAUUUAUCUCCAAUUGCAAGGUUUUCUCCAUAUUAUUGAAAACAAACGGGGAUUCACCCUCUGAGGAAUUAAGUUCCAUUAAAACUAUACAUUUAAUUAAGAAUUACGACAAAAAUAUAGAUUUCGAUACAAUUACAAACUUCAUAUCAGAGAAGCAAAGAAAUAGAAAUAUAAUGCAUACCAUCGAACAUCUUCAAUUCCAAGAUGAUGACCCGGAAAGGGCAAACGAAUUGAUUGAAUAUCAUUUACCAUUGAAAAUAUUUCAAAAUAAUUGUCAUUCAUUGACUAUCUUUAUAGAAAACAAUUGGUCACAAGAUGAAGAUGAUUUGAAUAGAAUUUAUUAUUUGGAAAUUAGAGGAGAAUUUAUAAAUAAUUUAUCAAGGAUAAAUGAUUCUAUCUCUUUGAAAACUAUAAAUUAUGAGAAAAAUGCAAAUCCUUUAGAUCAUGAAAAAUUAGAAUCAUCUAAUAAUUUCAUUAAUUUGGGACAGUGA
This is a messenger RNA of Naumovozyma dairenensis CBS 421, 759 nucleotides long. RefSeq names its product PITH domain-containing protein. Gene Ontology annotation, cellular component: nucleus. Lineage: Eukaryota; Fungi; Ascomycota; Saccharomycetes; Saccharomycetales; Saccharomycetaceae. The coding region runs from base 1 to 759 and encodes 252 amino acids. The transcript has a single exon. The record is from RefSeq and is a predicted model, not a curated record.